Tetrapisispora phaffii CBS 4417 is the source of this 1299-nucleotide messenger RNA. RefSeq names its product Ylh47p (gene YLH47). Gene Ontology annotation, cellular component: mitochondrial inner membrane. Gene Ontology annotation, biological process: intracellular monoatomic cation homeostasis. Lineage: Eukaryota; Fungi; Ascomycota; Saccharomycetes; Saccharomycetales; Saccharomycetaceae. The transcript has a single exon. The record is from RefSeq and is a predicted model, not a curated record. Bases 1 to 1299 code for a protein of 432 amino acids. Gene Ontology annotation, molecular function: ribosome binding.
AUGUUAAAUCACGGUCGCCUUCUAGGAAAACAAUCAUUAUCCAAUUCAACACAAUUGUUGUACUUUAAAACUACGCAAGCAACUUUUGUUGAAAAGUUAUCUUCUAGAGUUGCAAUUUGUUCACGUAGUUUCUCUAAUUCCCAUUGGGUCGAAUUAGAGAAACUGGAUAAAAAAAAGGACAUAUUAGUUACUGAAAAGGUGGUAAACCCAUCACUGUGGGUAAGAAUAAAACAAGAGGCCAGUCAUUAUUGGCAUGGCACAAAACUGCUAGGUUUAGAAAUGAAAAUAUCAUCUAGGUUAUUGACUAAAAUGACAGCGGGAUAUCGUCUGACUCGUAGAGAGCAACUGCAGUUUAAAAGAACUACUUCAGAUGUUAUUAGGUUAGUCCCAUUUGCAGCAUUUAUUUUAAUUCCAUUUGCAGAACUUCUUUUACCAGUUGCUCUGAAACUAUUCCCAAAUCUGUUACCAUCAACCUAUGAAUCAAAAAAGGAUAAACAAUCGAAAUUAGAUACUUUAAGAAAGACAAGAAUUGACGUCUCUCAGAUGAUUAAAGAGCAACCUUCAUUCCUUCACCCAAUAAAUAUUACAGAUGGACAAAAAACCAUGUUUAAACGUUUUUACAAACAUGUACGUGAAACUGGGGAGCCAGAAAGUAGGGAGCAAUUGCUUCAAGUAGCUAGAUUAUUCACAGAUGACACCAUUUUGGAUAAUGUCACUAGACCAUACUUGGUUGCAUUAGCAAAGUAUAUCAAUUUGCAACCUUUUGGCACUGAUAAUAUGUUACGUUAUAGGAUCAGAACAAAGAUGUCGGAAUUGAAAAAAGAUGAUUUGACUAUAUAUUAUGAAGGUUUAGGUCAAUUGUCUGAAGCUGAAUUAAGAAAUGCAUGUGCAUCAAGAGGUAUGAAUAUUGUCGGUGUUCCUACCUCAAUCCUGAAAGAUAAUAUGAGCGUCUGGUUGCAAAUGAGAGUUCGUGAUAAAAUACCCUCUAGUCUUUUAACAAUGGCUUGUGCUUUUAAUUAUGGGGAUGCUAAAUCUGCAAAGCCAUUAUAUGAGGCCCUUUGUGAUGUUUUAAGUAGCAUCCCUGAUGAAUUGUAUCAUGAGAUUAAAGUCAAUGUUAUAAAAGAGGAUAAGUUGUCAUCUAAACAAAAACUUGUUCAAUUACAAGAACAAAAUGAAUUAAUGAAAGAGGAAGCUCAGCAAGACAAAAAUUCCGAAAUUUCAGUUAACGAUGAUUUAAGUUUAGAUGAACUUGACAAAUCUACAGAAAUGAAGAUUAAAAAUACCAGGAAACCAAAUUGA